UUUUUUUUUUUCGUUUUAGAUUUAUCACCCCGCCCCGUAUAUUAGUCAGUCCCCAUUUUCUGUCUCGAAACUGAAAGUACAUGAUGCAACACGUGUGAAAACAGUGCAGUAUAAAACAUACUGUGUGGAAUUGAGAAAAUAUGUCAGAACCUACGGAAGGAAUUGGAGAUAUGUCGAUUAAAGAUGAAGAGAAGCAAGAGGCAGGUGACGAGGAUGACGUUGUGAACCCCUGGGAAGUGGCUACACACUCAGCUACUGGUGUAGAUUAUGACAAGUUGAUCAAAAGGUUUGGAAGUACCAAGAUAGAUGAUGCCUUGAUACAGAGGAUAGAGAAAGUCACAGGAAAACCUGUCCACCAUCUACUAAGGAGAGGAAAAUUCUUCUCUCAGAGAGAUAUGCAUAUGAUUCUGGACAUGUAUGAACAAAAGAAGCCCUUUUAUUUAUACACGGGAAGAGGACCAUCUUCUGAUGCCAUGCAUAUGGGUCAUCUUAUUCCAUUCAUUUUCACCAAAUGGUUACAGGACACAUUUGAUGUACCUCUAGUCAUACAGCUGACCGAUGACGAGAAGUUCUUGUGGAAGGACCUUACCCUAGAACAAGCCAAUCAUAUGGCUAUCGAAAACACAAAGGAUAUUAUUGCCUGUGGAUUCGAUAUUGAGAAGACAUUCAUUUUCAGUGAUCUGAACUUUAUAUCGAAUAGUUCAGCUUUUUAUAGAAACAUGUGCAGAGUCCAGAAACUGGUGACCUACAAUCAGGUGAAGGGAAUUUUUGGUUUUGGAGACAGUGACUGCAUUGGGAAAAUCAGCUUCCCAGCAAUACAGGCUUCCCCUAGUUUUAGUUCAUCUUUCCCAGAGAUAUUCAAUGGACGACCUGACAUUCCUUGUCUUAUCCCAUGUGCAAUAGAUCAGGACCCCUACUUCAGAAUGACCAGAGAUGUUGCCCCGAGGAUGAACUAUCUGAAGCCUGCUCUGAUCCACUCCACAUUUUUCCCAGCUCUUCAGGGAGCCCAGACCAAGAUGAGUGCAAGUGACCCCAACUCAUCCAUCUUUGUGACAGAUUCUGACAAACAGAUCAAGGAUAAAAUCAACAAGUUUGCCUUCUCUGGAGGUGGAGCCACUGUUGAGGAGCACAAAGAGAAGGGAGGUAACUGUGAUGUAGACGUGUCAUAUCAGUAUCUGACAUUCUUCAUGGAAGAUGAUGAAAGACUGGAGGAAAUCAGGAAGACUUACACUAGUGGAGAGUUGUUGACAGGAUUCUUGAAGAAGGAAUUAAUUGAAAUUCUACAGAAGUUGGUUGGAGAGCAUCGGCAGAAGAGAGCUACUAUCACAGAUGAUGUGGUGAGGCAAUUUAUGACCCCCAGGAAACUGAAAUUUGACUACCCCCCACCAACUCCUCCAUCAGAGAAAAAGAAGAAAAAGAAGCAGAAGAGUGCUAAAGCAGUUUAAUUAUGUCCAUGCUUUAGUGAAAAUAAAAUGUACACUAUGUGUCGUGAUGAAUGGUUAAACAGCUUUUUAAAAGGUGCAAAGUUUAAAUGGAUAACAUUUUUCAAAGACAUGUGGAUACUUAGUAUUGUUAAUACAAUGUCUGUAUAAGGUACUAGUGAUUUUUCUCUCUCAGGUUUUCUUUGCAGGUCAAUAUUCUUAUGUUCUCAGUAUGUGUGCCUAAAACACACACAUGUAGACUAGUAUGAUUUUUUGAUGACCACUGAUGUGCAAUUUACUUUACCAGUUUUGUGUCUUUCAUCAUCGUCGGUUACCCACGGGUGCUACUCAUCGAUUCUCUCCAUGUUUGAGGGAGCGCGUGUGGACUCAAAACCGUGGUUUGCAACAAUGGUUUUUCAUAGACAAAUGAAAAUGUAAAUGCAAUUUUUUCAUAGAUAAAUGUAACAGGCAGUAUUACUAUCAAAUGAAGAUCUAAAGAUACUCAUGUUUGACUUAAUGACUUGAUAGAACUAGAUUGGAAUUCUGACACAAUGUGGUAAUUUUUAGGUGUAUUGAAAUGGACCUAGAUUUUAUUUGUAUCAAAAUUGAAACUUUGUUUAAUGUAAUUUAUUUACUAAAAUGUAAACAUGAUGUGGGCAAAGAAUAUAAAGUGUAAUGGAUAAA
Ostrea edulis (European flat oyster) is the source of this 2105-nucleotide messenger RNA. Its product is annotated as tryptophan--tRNA ligase, cytoplasmic-like. The transcript is spliced from 8 exons. The record is from RefSeq and is a predicted model, not a curated record. NCBI's taxonomy places the organism in Eukaryota, Metazoa, Mollusca, Bivalvia, Ostreida, Ostreidae. Gene Ontology annotation, cellular component: cytoplasm. Bases 141 to 1445 code for a protein of 434 amino acids. Gene Ontology annotation, biological process: tryptophanyl-tRNA aminoacylation. Gene Ontology annotation, molecular function: tryptophan-tRNA ligase activity; ATP binding.